AUGCCGAACGUCCAGCGUGUCACUGAGAAAGUCUUCCAAUCACCGUCCAAGUACAUUCAGGGUCCAGCCGCCAUCAAGAAUGCCGCCAAGUACCUCGCACCCCUUGGCAAGGCGCCGCUCCUGAUCGCCGAUACCAUCGUCUAUGAAAUCGCUGGCAAGAGCCUCACCGCGGCACUCGAGCAGGGCGGCUUCAAGGUGACGCGGGGUGUAUUUGGCGGAGAGGCCUCCAACCAGGAGAUCCAGCGUCUGAGCGUGAUUGGGCAGAGCAGUGGGGUGGACUUCGUCAUCGCCCUCGGCGGCGGGAAGACGAGCGACACCGCCAAGGCGACUGCCGACCAGCUCAAGCUCGAGGUCGCGGUGCUGCCAACGACAGCGUCGACCGACGCGCCUUGCUCUGCCCUGUCCGUUCUCUACCACCCAAAUGGCGAGUUCGCCCAAUACUCGUUCUUCAUGAAGAACCCCUCGAUCGUCCUCGUCGACACGAGCGUCAUCGUCAGAGCACCACCGCGCUUCCUCGCCUCGGGCAUCGGUGACGCGCUCGCGACGAACGUGGAGGCUCGUGCCGUGCGCAACAGCCUCAACUUCGGAAAGGGCCUCCCGACAGAGGUGUCCGCCGCCAUCGGCCAGAAGUGCGAGGAGAUCUUAUUCAAGUAUGGCCGGCAGGCGGUCGAGGCGAACAAGGCGCAAGCAAUCACGCCUGCCUUUGAAGCUGUCGUUGAAGCGAACACUCUCCUCUCGGGCUUGGGCUUUGAGUCCGGCGGGCUUGCCGCUGCGCACGCGAUCUAUGAUGCGUUCACCGCCAUUGACGAUCACAACCUGCACCAAUUCAUGCACGGCGAGAAAGUGGCCUUCGGCACCAUUUGCCAACUCAUCCUGGACGGCGCGUCGACCGCGGAGCUCGAGCGCUACAUGGAACUCAUGCGCUCCGUCGGGCUCCCCAUUACCUUAGCGCAGCUCGGAAUACCGAAUGUGACUGACGAGCAGCUCCGCAGCGUCGCUCGGCUCGCGUGCGCACCUGAGGAGACCAUUUGGAACCUGGACAGGGUCCUCAGCGAUGACAUCGUGUUCAACGCAAUCAAGGGUGCCGACGCCGCCGGCCGGGACUACGAGAGCAAGGUUGCCGGGCGCUAG
Molecule: messenger RNA, 1131 nt
Organism: Sparassis crispa
Lineage: Eukaryota; Fungi; Basidiomycota; Agaricomycetes; Polyporales; Sparassidaceae
Product: Glycerol dehydrogenase 1
Exons: 4
Coding region: 1-1131 (376 amino acids)
Molecular function (GO): oxidoreductase activity, acting on CH-OH group of donors; metal ion binding
Source: RefSeq, a predicted model, not a curated record